CCGCAGCAGAAGUCACAUGACCACUUCUUCUUGUUUUCCUGUAGCAGAAAAUAUCUGAUUUCCUCCGCUCCUCCUUGACUUCACAAGACUAUUAUCGAGACGUUAGCGGCUAAUGCUGACACAGAAACGUCUUUCCAGCCACUAGUCGUUAGUCUAAUUACAAAAGAUGAGCAACGAGCCACCAAUGUAGCUAUAUAUAGCUGACCGGAUAACCCGACAGCAGCAAGCAACAUCUGCCUUUUUUCUUUUUUUUUUUUUUUUUUCUUUCUUUUUUUGACAAGAAACAGAAAGUAAAUCCUCGAAAAAUUAGCAUUAGCUUAGCUUCUUCUUUCCCCUAACGUUUACAUCAGCUUUAGGAGGCAGUGGCCGCUGUCAUGUCGAAAUAUACCAGCUUCCCCGAACCGACGGAGGACCAGAAUCCUUUCCAGGACCCUGCUGUGACUCAGCAUAGCAGCAACACCGAGUAUGCAACACUGGACCUUUACAACCCGUUUGAUAAACCAGCUGGGCCUCCACCGCCAUAUGAAGCCUCGUCUCCGUCUGCACCUCCGCCUGCGCAGACGCCGCCCAGCAGAACGACACCCACUGAGCCUCGCAACUAUGGCUCUUAUAACGCACAGCCUGCAGUGAACGCCACCACAGCGGAGCUCCUGAAGAAGCAGGAGGAGCUCGAGAGGAAAGCCCAGGAGCUGGAGAGGCGGGAACGGGAGCUGCAGUCACACGGCCUCGGCCCUGGAGCCUCUCGUCAGAAUAAUUGGCCCCCUCUGCCUUCGUUCUGUCCUGUGGGGCCCUGCUUCUACCAAGACAUCAAUGUGGAAAUCAGCCAGCGCUUCCAGCGAACUGUCACCAUCAUGUACUACUUCUGGAUGUUCUCCGCGUUCACGCUCGUCUUCAACCUGAUCUCGUCCCUGGCCAUGUUCUGUGCGGACACGACCAACGGUUCCGGCUUCGGCCUCUCCAUUCUCUGGGCCCUCCUCUUCACGCCCUGCUCCUUCGUCUGCUGGUACCGACCCGUGUAUAAAGCCUUCAGGAGUGACAGCUCCUUCAACUUCUUUAUCUUUUUCUUCAUCUUCUUUGCCCAAGUCUGCGUCUUUGUCAUCAUGACUAUUGGGAUCCCCGGAUCAGGAUUCAGCGGCUGGAUUGUGAGCCUGGCUCUUCUGAAUAAAAGCACUGGCGUUGGCGUGCUCAUGAUUUUCAAUGCCACCCUCUUCACUGCCCAGACCGCCAUGGGGGUUUUCCUGCUAAAGAAGAUCCACAGCAUGUACCGGCAAACCGAUGCCAGCUUCCAGAAGGCUCAGGCUGAGUUCGCCACCGGAGUCAUGUCCAAUCAGGCCGUACGCCAAGCAGCUGCCUCUGCUGCCCAGGGGGCCUUCACCGCACCUCGAUAGGAGAAACGGGAUGAAGCACCGCUUCUUGAGCGGUGGAGAGUCGCUUCUGCGAAAGCGGGGGUCUGCUGAAAUACCUCCGAGAAAGUUCAAAUUUGAGUAGUCGUGCAUGAGUUUUCGGGUUUUGAAAGUGUACAGGACGAGCUGCGCACAUUGCCAAACUGAGUAAACCAAAAACGCAAAGGUUGAAAUUGUGUAAAAUAUAAAAACAGUGCUGUCAAAUUAUCGGAGGAGGAAGCAAACAAUGCUGCCUGUGUACCCAGCUUGUUGAAAUACAUACAUUUAUGUUGAAAUGUUGCCACUUUUCCCUUCAUAUCUUCAUAUCUACAACUCAUCUGCUCAUCCUAAAAUAGUGUUUUUGUUUUGCUUAAGUGUUGAAUAACAAAAUAUUUAGUUGUUACAGAUAUGAGUACUACUUAGCUCUGCUGCCAAAUCUUCUCACACUGUAAAGAGGAAAUGUUUUGUUUCUGGUAUAUGUGAUUGUUCUGUUGAAGCCUAAUGUGAUUAAGAUUAUAACUGUUUUGGUUUUAAUUAAAAAAGAAAUAAUGCCAUGCUUU
Poecilia reticulata (guppy) is the source of this 1942-nucleotide messenger RNA. RefSeq names its product secretory carrier membrane protein 3 (gene scamp3). Lineage: Eukaryota; Metazoa; Chordata; Actinopteri; Cyprinodontiformes; Poeciliidae. Gene Ontology annotation, cellular component: recycling endosome membrane; trans-Golgi network membrane. Gene Ontology annotation, biological process: protein transport. The record is from RefSeq and is a predicted model, not a curated record.